Molecule: messenger RNA, 1244 nt
Organism: Glycine soja
Lineage: Eukaryota; Viridiplantae; Streptophyta; Magnoliopsida; Fabales; Fabaceae
Exons: 3
Coding region: 231-1244 (337 amino acids)
Source: RefSeq, a predicted model, not a curated record
UGAAGUAUUUGGUUUGUUUUUUGGUCGAACUAUUAUGGUUGUAUUUUGGUUGAAAUAUUUGGUUUGUUUUUUGGUCGAACUAUUAUGGUUGAAGUAUUUAGGUUAUAUAUUUUGUGAAAUUGUUGUGGUUAAACUUUAGUUAUAUUUAUUUUAUAUAUGAAUUUGUAUUAACUUUGAUAUUAACUUUGAUAUUGACUUAUAACCAUGACCAUGACAUAAAGAACGAAGAAAUGGAUGGAGAUAUAUAUAAUGAAGAUACAAAUGAUGAAGAUAUAGAUGACGAGGAAACAAAUGAAGAAUUUUAUGAAGCCACAUACACAUAUGUGAUGGCAAUUUAUGCUUUAAUAGAUAUAUUAAAUCAGUUUUUGAAUAUGAUGCGUGGUGAACAUAUUGAACGUCCAUUAACUCGACGACAAAUUACUAGUCGGGGAUAUGACUAUAUACACAAAGCAUUAAACGAUGAUCCUGCAAUCUUUCGACAAGUAUAUAGGAUGUAUCCUGAUGUAUUUCGAAAGUUGUGCACGAUUAUAAGAGAAAAAACACCUUUGGAGGAUACAAGAUUUAUUUGUGUUGAAGAAAUGCUUGCAUCAUUCCUACAGAUUGUCGGCCAGAACACUCGAUAUUGUGUAAUCUGCAAUACAUUUGGCCGAUCACAAUUUGCUACAAGUGAAAAUUUUCACAAGAUUUUGAAAGCUCUGAACUCAUUAGCACCUGAUUUAAUGGUUAGACCAGGCUCAACUGUGCCUGCAAAAAUAAGGGAAAGCACAAAGUUUUAUCCUUAUUUUAAGGAUUGCAUUGGAGCUAUUGAUGGUACACAUAUUCCCGCAUCAGUAAAAGGACGAGAUGUAAGCAGUUAUCGUGAUCGUCAUGGAAAUAUAUCACAAAAUGUAUUAGCUGCUUGUAACUUUGAUUUGGAAUUCAUGUACGUUCUUAGCGGGUGGGAGGGUUCAGCACAUGAUUCCAAGGUGUUAAGUGAUGCUUUGGCAAGGAAGAAUGAACUUAAAGUGCCCCAAGAGCUUGUGUUGGCAUGUGCAGCACUUCAUAAUUUUCUUCGCAAAGAAUGUCGUUCUGAUGAAUUUCCAGUGGAACCUACUGACGAGUCUUCAUCUUCAUCUUCAGUGUUACCAAAUUACGAAGACAAUGAUCAUGAACCCAUUGUUCAAACACAAGAGCAGGAACGAGAAGAUGCUAAUAUAUGGAGGACUAAUAUAGGUUCAGAUAUGUGGAGAAAUGCUAAUAAUUAG